AUGUCUCCACCGAUCGCGAGAACGCCGACAAGUAGCGCUACGUCGUCGCCUCACAUCACGUUCUCGAUGAGCACACCAACUGGACUGAGCCCGUAUGCACCCAGCGUACCCGUCGCAUACCCCACCCAGUCGCCCAUGGUCCACCCAGGACAGAAGCGCCCAAGAUCAGAAGAUGAAUCGCAAGAAGCGCUCGCAAAGCGCGCCCGCAACGACUCCAUCACAACAUCCCAAGAGCAGCGCUACAACUCCAACAAGCCCGCCAUCGAAGCCUGGUGCAAAGCGCAACAAACCCAUCCCAAAGCACGUUGGUACGAGAAGCUUCACGCUUGGGAAACGAAUGGCUGUCGCGACGUAAGACGCAAGUCAACAGCAACAACAUCACCACCCACUCCCGCCGCCAUCACACAAACCCCCGGAAUGGAUUCGCCCGCAGAGAUUCUGAACAUUAGACGGGAAUGGGGCGACACAAAACCUGACCGACGCACGCAUCCCCUCGACAAAGCUCCAGUCCCUGAAUAUCCCACCGAAGAUUCACUCGCGGCUUGUACAAAGAGGCCAGAUGGUUUGUACAAGUGCCUACAUCCUGAGGGAAGUCACCACAAGUGUUGCCGCGAGGGUCUUACAGAGAAGAACAAGAAACAUGCUAUUGGCAAGCAGAUCCGGGCGUGGAAGACGCGGGUUGAGGAGAUGGUGUUGAAAGGGGAACUGCAUGUGGCGCAUAAGACGUGGGGGGAUUGGAAUAAGAAGAGUAAGGGGGAGUAUGGGGGGAGGUGGAGAGGUGGGAUGGGGUUUUGGGGCUGUUGGGGGGUUUGCAGGGGAGAGGGAAAGGAGGACAGGGAGUUGCGGCGUCGCCAGUUCCUCGUUCUGCAGGGACGCCAGUUCCUCGUUCCGCAGUGGCACCUGCUCAUCAGAAUCCUAGUAAGGCCGCACUUCAAGCAGUCCCGCAGGGACAUGGGCAUCAAGCCUCAGCGGAUGUCCCCGUUGCGACAGGCUCCACCAGCACAUGCGGCAUCACGGCAGUUCCAGCAUCUGUCCCCACAGCAGCGGUCAACUCAACAGCCAGUCAAUACGGGCAGUAUGACUGCAUCCCGAGGUCAGCCGAUACUUCUGGCGCAACCUCAAGCCCAACAUACCUUCCUCAACUCGCCAACACAAUCUCUCACUCCCUUGGCCAUAUCAACAAGUCCCGCCCCAGCAGCAAAGCGUCAAGCCGGCGAACCUGCAUUUGGCUACAAUGGAUUGCCCCCAAAUGGAUCACAUCGACAGCAGGAACUUGCCAGCUUCUCUCCGCAGCGCAGGUCGCAGGAGCAUGCUGCGAUCGCAUCUGCAACAACGCCCUCAUACGCUCACCAUUUGGCGCAAUAUGCAACACCGCCGCCUCGGAUACUGUCGCCAGUCGCCUCUGCACAAUCGGGUCAUCAUAGUAACGAUUUGACUACACCGCACUCCAUGAGUCGAGGGCGAGGGAACCGCCAACAGCAACAGCAAGCUCCGCCGCAGGCUGCGAAUGCUAGACAGCAGCAAGCCACCGUCCAGCUGCCAUCAUCAGGCCCACCGACAAACCAUGCGGCCAAACCACAUCCAGUACCAACCCAGAUGACGACAAGCCCAGACUCAGCGCCAAAGCGCACUUCCGCUUCCACCCUCACACCGAAAAUGUCCUCCACCACCCACACACUCUCGCCGGACAAGUCGUCCACGCUUGCAGCUUCAUCUCCUGCGAAGGCAGAGCCUGCUGUCGACUACCGACCGACAGCGAUGCGCAUGCUGCAACAGCAGAUCAAAGACCAUGAGCCUAUUGUGCUUGGCGGACUGAAGAUCACUAGGGAUGAUGUGAACAGCAAUAUGAGUGGCUGUGUAAGAAGACUGACGACAGCAUUGCGGUUGGACGCUGAGGAAGCUGCGCGGAGGGAGGUUGAAGAAGCUGUAAAGAAGAAAGCUGAGGAGACUGCGCGUGCCAACUCGAAGAAAGCUUCUCAAGGCCAAGCUGAAACUACUGACGAGAUCGCGGCUCUCGCAGUCUCAAACGAAAACGAAGGCCACGAACUAUACUACCUCUUCUCCGACACCCCCAUCUCCGCCUCUCAUAGUCACCCCAUCGAUUUCGGCAACGUGAACGAAUACCUCCUCUCCUCCAGCCCCGACAGUAACGACAGUACCGAAUGGCGCCCCGAGUUCAUACCCGACCUACCACCCAACUUCGGCAAAAUGGACCUUAUUGGAAUGACACGUCGCGCCUUCGCCGAGGAACCCUCACCCUCACAACCAGAAGAGCAACCUGAGCCUGAGAAGGAAGAAGACACACUAGCAGACCUGAGCUACCCAGAAGCCUGGUUAAUAGAAGACGUCGAGGACUUCGUGACCAGUGGUCCGCUUCCUGAGUGGAUGCAACGGCCUACGACGGACUUCACUUUGGGGGAGAUGGGUAAGAUGGAGGGGAUGGAGGGUUGGGAUAAGGAUAUGGUGACGCCGUCGGAUCCGGAGGAGUGGUUGCAGGUGACUAGGGCCUGGCGGGAGGAAAGGGAUGCGGGUGCGCGUUGA
Molecule: messenger RNA, 2541 nt
Organism: Alternaria arbusti
Lineage: Eukaryota; Fungi; Ascomycota; Dothideomycetes; Pleosporales; Pleosporaceae
Exons: 2
Coding region: 1-2541 (846 amino acids)
Source: RefSeq, a predicted model, not a curated record